UAGAAGUCAUAACCUAAAAAAAAAGACAAAACGUCAAACGUCAAAGACUCAAAGUGAACAAAAAUCGCAAUUGUUUUAAUGAAACAAUUGCAUUAUAUAUUGAUGAUAAUUGAAACAAAUAACAUUUAACAAUGCAAGAAUCAACGGUAAAGUGAAAAAAGAAGUGUUAAGCUUUCUUGUUUAAUAAAGUAUUGAUAUAUAACGAGAUGAAUAUCUGUAGACAUUUACGUCAGUUUUGAUGUCCGAGAUAUAUCUCUUGAUAUCAGGGUCCAGGUUCGUGACUGUUAAGGCCUGUUAAGUGAAUAAGUGUUGAUAAGUGACUACUAAUUUAACUCUUUAUUGUGGUUAUUACAGCGACCUAAAAAUCAAGAAAUUGUUUCGAUACUUGUGUGUUUCUUGUGUUUUAAGACAUUGAACAAAAUUUUAGAAGAUUGCUAAUCCUCAUCAUGAAUCAUUGUCAAUAAUUGCCUCUCCAGUGAUAAAAAAAAUAAUUGAAUAAUCAUGUUUUGGUAGCUGACGCAAUUAACAUGAAACCACACCGUGAAGAAAUGGAUGAGGAACAUCCUGUCAGAGAGGCUAAUAAGAUUUGUGGGGUCUGUGGUGAUCGUGCUCUUGGAUACAAUUUUAAUGCAGUCUCCUGCGAAAGUUGUAAGGCCUUUUUCAGAAGGAACGCUCUUCGAAAAAAGGACUUUCGCUGCCCUUUCACGGAGAAUUGCAAUAUUUCUCCAGUAACUCGUCGUUUCUGUCAAAAAUGUAGACUCGACAAGUGCUUUAAUAUAGGAAUGCGAAAGGAAUACAUAAUGUCCGAGGAAGACAAAGUAUUGAAACGACAGAAAAUUGAGCAAAAUCGUGCAAAAAAGCGACCAAAUCGCGACGGUUUGAAAGUGACAAAAAUGAAGAAAGAAUCAAUGGACGAAUUGAAUUUCGAUAAUGAUACAUCGGCUUCAAUUGCUUCGGUAGUCUCAACAGGUUCAACAAUCACAGAAACAUAUUUUUGGGAAUCCGACCGAAAAUACACAGAUCUCGACGCAAAUCGACAGUCAGUUAUUGAUAGUAUGAGUCCAGUACCUGCAGCAAGUGUUCCAAGUCCUUUGAGUCCUCCGGAAAAUUUAGAUAUCGCUGGUUCGAAAACUCUCGAAAUGUUAAAAGAUUCAUACAAUUCAUCGCCAAGUUAUCACGAACUUAGUCCUCGUGCUAAUACAAAUCAAUCCAUCAAGAUAGUAACACCACAUGUUGAUAAGAAAACAUCACCAGUUCAAUGUACGACAGAAGAAAAUUUAACUACAUCACCAAUCAAAGAGAAUUUAAUAAAUAAGAAAAUUCAAAACGAAGAGAAUGGGAAAAUAAAAUAUUCUGAAUCAUGUUCCCAAUGUACUCCAAUCUCAUGUUCUAGUAAUAGUACCAAUAAUAAUAAUAAUAAUAAUCUACCAAUCGCAAAGAAUUGUCAUAUAAAAAAUUCCAAUAUUGCCAUGAAAAUCUCACAGGAUCCGGAAUUAAUUUCAAAAAUGGUUAAUAAUCCGCAUUUAUUGUCGAAAAUAUUUAUGAAUCAGGAUGUUUUAAUGAAAAUUAUCACCGAUCCAGAGACAUUGGGGAAACUUACGGAAAAUCCGGAUGUAUCGCAACUUCUUCAGGAGAAUGUCAUCGAUUCGGAAAAUGAAAAUAUUGAGGUAUCAAAGGACGAGAUUAUUGAUCAUAAUGAUCCAGAUAUUCACGAGAAUUGUGAUAGUCAGGAUAUAGAUGGGCAAAAUAAUCAAAUUGAAAAUCCAAUACUAACGAAUUUGAUUACAAAUAAUAGUCCGGAUGAGGAGAAAAUUCAUAUAGAUGAAUCGAGCUCGAAAGAUUGGAACAAAAUGUCAGACGAUGUUACCAAAGAUGUUCUACAAGAAGUUCAGAGAUUGCCAAUAACUCCGAAUUCGAUGGAAUCAAUUCUUUGCAAAGCGAUAAAAUUGGAAUUUUUUGCAUUCUCUUCACUUGGGGCAAAUCUGAACAGUCGUGAAUUAAACGACUCAGAAAGAGCAAAAUUAAACGAAUUAAUAGUUGCCAGUAAAGCUUUACACGCACCUUUAGACGAUGACAUUUCGUCUAUAAUUGGCGAUGAAUAUUUAUUCCAGGGAAUUGGGAGUCAAUUUGAUCCGGCAUUGCUUGAUGUAAUAAAUUUGACGGCAGUGGCAAUAAGGCGUUUAAUAAAAAUGUCGAAGAAAAUAAGCGCAUUUAAAAAUAUGUGUGAGGAAGAUCAAUUGGCAUUGUUAAAGGGUGGCUGCACUGAAAUGAUGAUUUUAAGAUCGGCCAUUAAUUACGAUCCCGAUAAGCAUGUUUGGAAAAUUCCUCACACACAGGAGAGAAUGUCAAAUAUAAAAGUCGACGUUCUCAAGGAGGCGAAGGGCAAUUUAUUUGACGAGCAUACGAAAUUUUUCCACUCCUUCGAUCCCCAAUGGAAGGACGAGAAUAUUAUUUUAAUCCUCAGUGCCAUUGCUCUUUUCACACCCGAGAGACCGAAAGUUGUUCAUUCCGAUGUCGUCAAAUUGGAGCAAAACUCGUACUAUUAUCUUCUGAGACGAUAUCUAGAAAGCAUGUAUCCGGGAUGCGUGGCAAAGUCAACAUUCUUAAAAUUAAUUCAGAAGAUUUCCGAGUUGCACAGAUUGAAUGACGAAGUUGUGGGUGUGUACUUGAAUGUAAACCCAUCCAGUGUAGAACCCCUAUUAAUUGAAAUAUUUGAUUUGAAACAAUAAUUUAUAGUCAUCAGAGUCGCACUUCAAAUAGUUGAAACGUUCCGUAAAGUAAGUCAAACAACAAUUUUUUAUAUUAUUUAAAAAGACAAAAUUACCAUCAUUAGAUUUUCUCCAUCUUAUUUAUUUUUUUUUCUCAUCAUCUAUACAAUUUAAAAUUUCCUACUUUCAUUUUCAUGGAAAACAAGAAAAGAAAUUAAGAAAUUAAAAAUUAACAUUUUUAAAUGAAAAUUAAAAAAUUUCAUAACUUUGAAUAAUUUUCGUACUCGUAUUCGUUUUUGUUUUUAAAUUUUUUUCAGAUUUCUAAAUAUUUAAUUAGUAUAAAUAUUAAAGAUCAAAGUUGUUAAAGAUUGAUAAAAGGAGUUUUUAUAUAUUUUCUUGUUUAUAUAUAUAGAUAAUUAAAUUUUAUCAUAAUACGCACUAUUGCAAAAAAAUAAUGUUAAUUUUUUAAGGCAGACAAAUUUUUUCAUCACCAUUAAAAAUCGAAUAGUAAUGCAAAAAAAAAGUAAAAUAGUGAAUUAACUACCUUGGUGAAUGAGAGAAUGAGUGAAAGAAUCGAAAUUAAAAAAUUGUAUUAUAAUGAUUACCGCACUGUAAUCAAAAGUUGUGAUAUCGUCUUAUGAAAUAUAUUUUUUUCAAAAUAUA
Leptopilina heterotoma is the source of this 3371-nucleotide messenger RNA. RefSeq names its product nuclear hormone receptor HR96 (gene Hr96). Gene Ontology annotation, molecular function: RNA polymerase II cis-regulatory region sequence-specific DNA binding; zinc ion binding; nuclear receptor activity. Lineage: Eukaryota; Metazoa; Arthropoda; Insecta; Hymenoptera; Figitidae. Bases 528 to 2729 code for a protein of 733 amino acids. The transcript has 5 exons. The record is from RefSeq and is a predicted model, not a curated record. Gene Ontology annotation, biological process: positive regulation of transcription by RNA polymerase II; cell differentiation; negative regulation of transcription by RNA polymerase II.